UCGGCUUGUGUCUCUGUUCUGCAGGUUUACGCGUCGGAUUAAACAAUUAUUUUUUGGAAAAUAUCUGGGGAAAAGUUAAACACAGAUUUGUGAUAAACGUUGUUGGCUGUGAAUGCCAAAGAAAUUUGUUAAAUAUUUGUGUAAUUAUUAAAGAAAUAACGUUUUAAGCCACGUCAUUUCGCUGUUGAUGCACUGCAACAGCAGCUCUAGACAAAAAAUUGUUUCAAUGUAAUUUUUUCCUCCACGAACUAUUGUUCCGCUCCAGAGACGUGUCUAAACCUUCAAAAGUCCGAAAGAGCCUGACAUUUUUUCAAAUAAACAAAAGAAGAAAUAUACCAAUAUCGUUUAUAUUACUAUUUAAAAACCUAAUUAUUUUGUAAGUAACGUCUAUCAAAGUAAAUGAAUAUAAAUAAAUAUCCACAGCAACGAGUGAUUGACUUCGACGACAGAGAUAGAAUUUCUUCAGAAGAAGCAUAUUGAGAUUCCAUAUGUCAAACAAAAGAAAUAGUAACCAAAACAAAAAAUAACUUGUUUUCUCCAAGAGAAAGUAUGAAACUUUAGCUAGCUAUGCUUUUUGAAAAGACCAACCCCAACCCCAAACGAUAAUGCAAAUUUAAGACACUCCUUAUAGAGUUGUAGAUUAAUUUAAAAUACAACAGCAAUAACAACAACAAUCGAAAUAAUUCCUGGGCAUCUGAUAAAGAAAGGCACAACAACUGCGCCCUUAAAAACUUUGGCACCAGUCUUUCUGCGAGAACAGAAAAAACAGCGGGGGUACAGCUCCCAAACGCCCGAGCCACAACGAGUUAGACAAAAAAUUAAGCAAACUAUAUAGAGGCGUGACGUGUAUUCUUUGUCUUAAGUAUAAAGAAACUGCACUAUCAAAGUAUUCGAAUAAUAUAAAACAAAGGAAUAUACUCUCUCACUAACCAUAUACCACACACAUAUUCAUAUAUCAGUAGUUGCAACCUGCCUUCAACAAGCACCGGCCGGCAACAAUUCCAAUUGUAUUCCAUAAGAGCAGUCUAGAAUAGGAGCCAUAUGCUGUAUCAUCUAUACUUUCUUUAAUAUAUGUAUAAUGUACAUGUAUAUAUAGAUAUGUAGAAGUGUGUUUGUUGUGCGUUAUAUGUAUUGAGACGUGUUUGUUGCUAAUCGGCAUCAUAUUAAAAUUUUCCUCGUUCGUUCGAAGAAGAAGAAGACAAUUGAAAACCGAACGCUUUAGCAAGGAGCAAGAGUUCGUUCCUUAAAAGGGUGCAAAAAUCAUCUUGACAAGUUUUACUACAUCAAUAAUACGCCACCGCCAAAUCAUACAAAAAUUUAAGGUGAUCAAUCGAUCGAUGAAAAGAUUAAUUGAGUUCAAAAAGGAGCAAUAUCAACAUAAGAAAGCUACAACAACGUUAUAUACAUACAUAUAUACAUAAAAUAAUUCUAUAAACAUAUGCUACAUACAUCUAUAUAUAAUUUUACAAAAACAUCAUAUUUUUAUUGUGAAACAGCAAUCAUACAACAAAAACAACUUUAAAAAAAAAUCAUCCAUUCGUUAACAACCAACCUACUUUAUCCAUUAGCUCCUAAAGAAAACAAAGGCUGCUCCUGUCCCUUAGGAAAUCAAAAAAAAAAAUCGACAACAACCACAACAAGUAUAGAAACAAUACUAUAAUCAACACCAACAACAACAGCAACAGCAAGUAAAGCUCAGGGGAAUUCAAGAAAAACAAAAGUUGUAACAUCAGCAAAACAUUUUAGGAUAGUAAGAGAAAAAAAGAAGUAGAGAAACAAAAACAAAACAAGCAAAAUAGCUUAAGGAACUUCAAAACGACAACAACAACAAAACAAAAUUAAACAUUAAUUACUAUUAUAGCCAACAUAAAACGAACGGCGUAUAGUCGUUUUUAGAUAGUGUAGCAAAAUCAGUUAUCAAAAUUGAAGCCAUCCAUCCAUCUCUAAUCACUUUUAACAACUACCACUACAAGAAAAACAACAUUCAACCCUACAUACGUUGAAAAUUCAAACUUCAGCCAGCAAUACCACAAAAUCGAAGAUAUUAACACCACCACAACAACAAAAUGGACGAAUCACAGCCGAAAACGUUGUAUGUCGGGAACUUGGAUACGUCCGUACAAGAGGACCUACUAGUUGCUUUAUUUAGUCAAAUGGGUUCAGUAAAAAGUUGUAAAAUAAUCAGAGAACCCGGCAAUGAUCCCUAUGCUUUCAUUGAAUAUGCCACGUAUCAAUCAGCCACCACAGCCUUAACAGCCAUGAAUAAACGUUUAUUCCUGGACAAGGAAAUUAAGGUUAAUUGGGCCACUAGUCCUGGCAAUCAGCCUAAAACAGAUAUUAGCUCUCAUCAUCAUAUCUUUGUGGGCGAUCUAAGUCCUGAAAUUGAAACUGAAACCUUGCGUGAAGCAUUUGCUCCCUUUGGAGAGAUCUCUAACUGCCGCAUUGUACGUGAUCCACAGACUAUGAAAUCCCGAGGCUAUGCCUUUGUCUCAUUUGUUAAGAAAGCCGAAGCCGAGAACGCCAUACAAGCGAUGAAUGGCCAGUGGAUAGGUUCACGUUCAAUACGUACCAAUUGGUCGACACGAAAAUUGGCACCUCCCCGUGAGAAUAGUAAAGCGAAUACAGGCGGUGGCGGAGGCGGUGGCCUGAAAACAAAUUCAAGACCAACAUUCGAAGAGGUAUACAAUCAGUCCAGUCCAAUGAACACUACAGUUUACUGCGGUGGCUUCCCGCCCAAUGUGAUUACCGAUGAACUUAUGCACAAGCAUUUCAUGCAGUUCGGUCCCAUACAAGAUGUACGCGUUUUCAAAGACAAAGGUUACGCCUUCAUUAAGUUUGUUUCAAAAGAAUCUGCUGCACGUGCUAUCGAGCAUAUACACAAUUCGGAAGUACAUGGUAGUAAUGUGAAAUGUUUCUGGGGCAAGGAGAAUGGUGGCAUCAAUCCUGCUGUAGUUAAUGAUAAUCCCAUGAAUAAUAUGGCAGCAGUGUCAGCGGGUGCAGCAGCGGCGGCCGCAGCCGCUGCCGCUGGAGCAAUGAUGGGUCCAGGCGGUAUGCCAACCACACAACAACAAGCAGCUGCUGCCGCCGCCGCAGCAAAUGCUGCGGCUGCUGCAGGCGGCACGAUACCAGGCCAAAUGAUGACACAACAACAGCUUGCCGCAGCUGCUGCUGCAGUCCAGUAUCCUUAUGCAGCGUAUCAGCAAAUGAGUUAUUGGUAUCCACCAACUGGAUACCCAGCAGCGCAAAUGCAAACUCAAUAUAUGCAACAAGGCUAUUAUCCUUACGCCUACACCACAAGUGCGCAACAGGCGGGAGGCAUGACUACCGGUUAUAGAAUGGUUCAGCCAAAUCUUACUUGGGGAGUACCGGGAACAGUUGUACCUGGUGUAACAGCAGCAGCCACGGCAGCAGCAAAUGGUUCACUGGCGCCACAAAUGAUGUAUAGUGCCGCAUUGCCACAAUAUCAAACCCAAUGAAGCUACUAAACCGGCAUGUUUUGUAAACAAAUUUGUUAAGUUCCAAACAAGACAACAGAGAGAAGAGAUUUAUAGGAGUGUUGCUGCUUUGCGGCAGCCAACAAAACAAUGUUUUUUGUGGGGGCUGCUGCUAACGAACAAAUGUGAUGUGUAAACUAACUAUUAAGUGAGAGUAAAACAAAAACAAUAAGGAAAAACUUAGUUGCGGCCAAAAAACAAAAAAAAAAAACAAAAUAAAAACAAAAACAAAUGAAAUACAUUUCAAUGCUACCACACAAUUGACGUUGCUCGCUCCUUCAAACACAUUUGUUUAAAACAACAACAACUUCAAACACAAACAUGCAUACAACAUACCCCUCCCCCCACACACACUGCAACAAUACACAUACGCUGCACACACAAGAUAAAAAAACAAGAACAACUAUUGACAUGAUGGGACUUCAAUUUUGUGUGCGAGUGGCGCGGUGUGCGAUUGUGGGCGCAUCCGAAUUGAUCAACUCAGCCAACAAUCAAUAUAUAUAUAUAUAUAUAUACUUAUAUAUAUGUAUUAUUUUUAAGUGUGAGUGAGUGCGUGAAAAAUGCAAAAAUCACUAACAUAAAUCUCUCGCUAUAUUCCUUGAUUGUUUGCGAAUAAUACAUUACAAUACAUAGACAUUAAAUCCCUACAACAACCAACACCACCAAACCCAUUGUACAUCGAACGCAAAAAACUAUACAAAUUCAUAGCCAUAGGCAGAUGGUGAUGAUGCACAUCUAUGCUAAUAAAAUCCCAUAGACCAGACUAAGAGGCAGCCAAAGCGCCGGCUAGACAUUUCCAUAAUACCCACAUGCAAUUUGUCAUUUGCUAUUGUUAUUACUCUAGAUAAAAUAUCACAUUCUCAUUGUGGGAGAGGAGAGGAAGAGCAAAAACAAAUGUGGGACAAGUGGUCGUUUAUGAAAUUUAUCGACUGUUUAAAAUGAAACGGCGGAGAAAAUAAAGCUAAAGUACAAGAGAAUUGUUGCAUUUCAUUCUCCCUAUUUUCUCUCUCCCUCUCUCACAUACACACAAACACACACAACACAACUAAACAGUCACACUCACAAACUACAAGCCAUUCAUUUCAACCAGCCACACUACACUUCGAUUAAUAUGUAUUUUGAAAAUGUCGCCGUAUAUCUUGUAAUAUUCGCUUACAAUCUCAAAUCAUAAAAAAACCCAUAGAAGUUAGGUCGUUGUUAAUUAAAUUAUAUUUAAAAUAAAACAAGAAUAAUUAUAAUAAUAAAAACAAACAAAAAAUAUAAAACAAAUUUGCAAAGAAAACUUUAUUGUAAACAAACAACAACAAAAAGUCUACAAACAUGUAAGACGAGACACAACUUUAAGUGAUUGGUGAUAGUGAGAGGGAAACUAAAAAAAUCUAUCACUUCGUCCUUUGUCCCUCCCUCCCUACUACCUUCCCAGAGAAAACAAAAACAAAACAAAAAUCAAGAAAGAAAAAAAUGUCGUUAUCAUCUCAUUUCUUUGCUUAGCAAACGAGAAAAAAGGAAAAUACAACAAAAACAGUUUAUUAGUCAUAAAAAACGUAAAAUAUUUUUUCUACAACAAAAAACAAAACAUUUAAUAUUUAUGUAUCGAAAACAAGAGGAUAAAACAAACAAACAAAAAAACCACUUACUUUUGUGUGAGGCAACCAAAACACCAAGAAAGGAAGUAAUCAAGAGGAUUUAACACAACAACAACAACACAUACCACAUACAAAAGGAAAAGAAAAAAACAAUUAAAAUUAAGCAACUACUCAAAUAAAAACCGAACAGAACGUUUGUAACGUCGAAAACAACAAGCAAAACAAAAAACAAAACAAAAACAAAUGACUGGGAUUUUAAUCUCUCUAAAAAAUAAAAUCCAAAAAACCAUACAUAUAUAUAUAAAUUUAUUGUUGAAAUAAUGAUGAUAAUUUAUUUUAUUAAAAAAUCUUAGGAUGAAGUUAGUAAGAAACCACAAAACCCAGAGAAGAGCGAUGAUAAACAAAAUCGAAGCAAAACUCACUAAUCCAUAAAGAAAAUAACAAGAAAAACCAAUCUAUAUAUUUAAGAAACGCCAUUUUUAGCGUUAAAAAUCUGAGAAAAAAUUGAAAUAGAAAAAAAAAAUCAACUAAAAAACUGAAAAAUGAAUGCGUUUUAUGUAAAAAAGAACAAAAAAUAAAUAAAAAAUUCAUGAAAAACGUA
This is a messenger RNA of Stomoxys calcitrans (stable fly), 5681 nucleotides long. RefSeq names its product nucleolysin TIAR (gene Rox8). The record is from RefSeq and is a predicted model, not a curated record. Lineage: Eukaryota; Metazoa; Arthropoda; Insecta; Diptera; Muscidae. Gene Ontology annotation, biological process: cytoplasmic stress granule assembly; regulation of mRNA stability; nuclear-transcribed mRNA catabolic process, nonsense-mediated decay. The coding region runs from base 2067 to 3476 and encodes 469 amino acids. Gene Ontology annotation, cellular component: cytoplasmic stress granule. The transcript is spliced from 5 exons. Gene Ontology annotation, molecular function: mRNA binding.